Molecule: messenger RNA, 2032 nt
Organism: Condylostylus longicornis
Lineage: Eukaryota; Metazoa; Arthropoda; Insecta; Diptera; Dolichopodidae
Product: cysteine desulfurase, mitochondrial-like
Exons: 6
Coding region: 94-1479 (461 amino acids)
Biological process (GO): [2Fe-2S] cluster assembly
Cellular component (GO): mitochondrion; cytosol; nucleus
Molecular function (GO): cysteine desulfurase activity; pyridoxal phosphate binding
Source: RefSeq, a predicted model, not a curated record
GACAACACACUAUUUAACACCGGCGCUUGUUAUUAUUUAUAAAUUAAAAUUAGUCGUCACAUCAUUAAAGUUUUCUGAUUUCGGUAUUUCAUAAUGAUGAAAUUAUCUUUAAAUAAAUUUUCAAUAAGGACGACGACGAAUAAAAACGUUUUUAAUAUUUAUCAAGCAAUUAAUAAUAAAAUUGUUUGUAAUGUAAGAAAUUAUUCGGAAGGUAAACAAGAUUUAACAUAUCAAGAGAAAUUCAAUAUUAAGCAUGAAACACUUGAUGGAAAGAGACCUUUAUAUUUAGAUGCUCAGGCAACAACGCCGAUGGAUCCCAGAGUCUUAGAUGCUAUGUUACCAUACAUGUUAAAUUUAUUUGGUAAUCCUCAUUCUAGAACUCAUGCUUAUGGAUGGGAAACAGAAAAAGCAGUAGAAGAUGCAAGAAAACAGGUUGCUGACUUAAUUGGAGCUGAUCCAAGGGAAAUUAUUUUUACAUCUGGCGCAACAGAAUCAAAUAAUAUAUCGGUGAAAGGCGUUGCAAGAUUUUAUGCUUCACGAAAAAAACAUGUAAUUACAACUCAAACUGAACAUAAAUGUGUUUUAGAUUCAUGUCGUGCUUUAGAAAAUGAAGGGUUUAAAGUUACUUAUUUGCCAGUCAAACAAAAUGGUAUAAUUGAUAUGAAUGAACUAGAAAAAAGCAUAACCCCAGAAACAUCCUUGGUGUCUAUAAUGACUGUAAAUAAUGAAAUAGGUGUUAAACAACCCGUGUCUGAUAUUGGAGCCCUUUGUCGUUCUAAAAAAGUGUUUUUCCAUACAGAUGCUGCCCAAGCAGUUGGAAAAAUUCCAAUAGAUGUUAAUAAAAUGAAUAUUGACCUAAUGUCAAUAUCAGGUCAUAAAUUAUAUGGACCUAAAGGGAUUGGCGCUUUAUUUGUUCGACGUAAGCCACGUGUUAGAUUGGAACCAAUUCAAAGUGGUGGCGGACAAGAAAGAGGUUUACGUAGUGGCACUGUACCUGCCCCUUUAGUUGUAGGCUUGGGUAAAGCAUGUCAAUUGGCUAUUGAAGAAAUAGACUACGAUCAUAAAUGGAUAGAAUUUUUAUCUAACAGAUUAAUAGAUAAAAUAACAUCUCAAUUACCACAAGUGAUCCGAAAUGGUGAUCCUAAACAAACAUAUAGCGGCUGUGUUAAUUUAUCAUUUGCAUAUGUUGAAGGUGAAUCCUUAUUAAUGGCACUAAAAGAUGUUGCAUUAUCUAGUGGUUCAGCUUGUACUUCUGCAUCUUUGGAGCCAUCUUAUGUUUUGAGGGCAAUUGGAGCAGACGAAGAUUUGGCACAUAGUUCUAUCAGAUUUGGAAUUGGACGUUUUACAACAUUGGAAGAAGUUGAUUAUACAGCUGAAAAAUGUAUAAAACAUGUCGAAAGAUUAAGAGAAAUGUCACCGCUUUGGGAAAUGGUACAAGAAGGUGUCGACAUUAAAACAAUUAAAUGGUCCCAACAUUAGAUUGUAACAAUAAUUUUACAAAUUUGUUGACAUUUGAAAUGCUCGAAAUUUUUUUUGUCCGUAUUUGUUUUCGCUUCUUUUUUCAAGACCAUUUUAUUAAUAGAUAUGAUAAAGACUAAGCAAAUAUUGAUUUUAGCAAUUAGCGAAUAAUUUCUGGAUAAAUAUUUGAUUUUCGCUGUUUGUAACAAUUUUUAAUCAAAACUAAAACUCUUGUGAAUAAAAGCUUUAUUUAAUAACAAAAAAACACUUAAAUAAUGUUAUUCUAUUGGGAUGACUAAAUUUAUAUAAAAACAUACAAAACAGAAAGAUGGAAUCCAGGAAAUCGUGAAAUUUUCAAAAACAAAAAAGAUGAAAAAUUAAGUUUUUAUGUAACUAUAUUCAUAUUUAAACGGCUAGUAGGAAUGUUUAUUAAAAAAUCUUUCAGUUUUAUUUAAAAACACUACACCAUUGUUAAAAUUUAAUAAACAAUUCAAUAAUUUAAUUAAAAUAUAAAAUUAAAACAAUAUAAAAUUGUAUAUUAAAUACAAGUAAAUAAUAAUUUUAAAGCAACAUA